UCGAACCCAGGACCAUUAACAAUGGAACAGAAGUUAGAAAAGAUUUUGGAAAAUCAGGGCCAGAUGAGUAAGGAUCUUCAAGAAGUUAAAAGUGGUCAAGCAAAUCUUAGGCAAGAAAUGCAUAAUAUUCACGGAAAAAUUAAUAAACUGGAAAAUGCAAUGUCAAAUAUUCAGAGCGAAAUGGUGAAAGUUGAUAGUCUAAAGGAAGUCGUUGCAGACCUAGAACAGACAGUCAGACAGCAAAGUGAAAAGCUAAUUGACCUAGAAAAUAGAGGAAGGCGAAAUAAUCUACUUAUAUUUGGCUUACCCGAAAAACACAACGAAAGCACUGAGGAACUGAAGCGAACCGUAACGAAAGAUGUCUUCCUGGAGACUCUCGGCAUCACAGUAACUUCGAUUGAGCGAAUUCACAGACUUGGACGUAAGCGCGAGGAAACGAAUAGACCGGUAAUCAUAAAGUUCUUCGACUACAACGAGAUAGAGGAAAUAUUUAAAAACUGUAGAAAAAUAAAAGGAACUAAGCUCAGUAUCAGUAGUGACUACGCAAAAGAAACAGUGCAAGUAAGAAAACUAUUAUGGGGAAGCGCGGCAUCGAACAGAGCAAAGGGCGAUAAGGUAUCACUUGUACAUGACAAGCUGAAGAUUAAUGGUGAAACAUUUGUGUGGGAUCUUAAUCUAAACCAGCGACGUCGUGUUCAACCCAGUGGGGCAGCCUACAACUGA
Molecule: messenger RNA, 723 nt
Organism: Ixodes scapularis (black-legged tick)
Lineage: Eukaryota; Metazoa; Arthropoda; Arachnida; Ixodida; Ixodidae
Exons: 1
Coding region: 22-723 (233 amino acids)
Biological process (GO): retrotransposition
Cellular component (GO): ribonucleoprotein complex
Molecular function (GO): single-stranded RNA binding
Source: RefSeq, a predicted model, not a curated record